Molecule: messenger RNA, 336 nt
Organism: Eimeria mitis
Lineage: Eukaryota; Apicomplexa; Conoidasida; Eucoccidiorida; Eimeriidae
Exons: 1
Coding region: 1-336 (111 amino acids)
Source: RefSeq, a predicted model, not a curated record
AUGGCCCCAGGGGCCCCUCAUGAGGCCUUUCACACCUCCUUUCCCCUUCCCUCAUUCUUCAGACGGCACGAGCUGACCAGCAGCCGCAGUCAUGGCCCCCCAGCUGUCUCAGCGGAGCAUCGGUUUCCGCAGACCAGCGUGGGCUUCUACCUUGAUAGAAGAAGACAGAAAGUCAAUCGAAAGAAUGCGGAUGCCCCGCGGGCCCCGAAGCACAUCGAUAUGCACGCCCUUCUACAGCGGCUGCACGAGUCAGCCAUGCAGCAGCCAACAGUAACAGCAUCAGUGGCAACACUACCAGCGGCAGCACCGCCAGCAGCUCCUGCUGGGGAUGCAUGA